Molecule: messenger RNA, 591 nt
Organism: Fusarium musae
Lineage: Eukaryota; Fungi; Ascomycota; Sordariomycetes; Hypocreales; Nectriaceae
Exons: 1
Coding region: 1-591 (196 amino acids)
Source: RefSeq, a predicted model, not a curated record
AUGCGCCAUAAUCGAAGACGGCAGGGAAAGUUCAAGAUCCCUGAAGAAAAGUUCAACCCAAGCGACCGCUACAGACGUUCUCAUCGUGGACGCCGUGGUCGCCAUGCUCACGUCCGGCAUCGCCCACCGCCGCGUAACGGAAAACGUAAUAGCCCAGAUACAGGAUGUCUACGAUCUUCCAAGCAUACCGAAAACCCAGCCGACAUAGUUCUAGAGCCUCAGCCAGACAAAUCCAAGGUUGUAAGUGACAACUUGACCAAGAAAACCAAGAAUAAUGGCACGACUUGGCGGCGUAUCAGUCAAGGCUUAGGACUCGGGAAAUCCAAAAAGAAAGAACAGAUAGAAGAACAACCACCUGUUGAAGCUGAGGAUGUACCGAAGAAAAAGAGCAAAUGGAAGUUCUGGGCCAAGCAGCCACCUGGUGAUGAUGCUGAGUCUAGUGAGGCUCCCAAGACGUCAGACCCUAAUGACGAGGAACCUAUGUUUUCGGUCACCUCAGAUUCAAGACCAAGCUUACUGGAAGCGCAUGAGGAAGCACCUAUUUCUGUUCACCUACAUGCUGUAAUGAGACGAGUAUCCCAAGGGGAGUGA